Molecule: messenger RNA, 2672 nt
Organism: Lagopus muta (rock ptarmigan)
Lineage: Eukaryota; Metazoa; Chordata; Aves; Galliformes; Phasianidae
Gene: KCNJ13
Product: potassium inwardly rectifying channel subfamily J member 13
Exons: 3
Coding region: 823-1923 (366 amino acids)
Biological process (GO): potassium ion import across plasma membrane; regulation of monoatomic ion transmembrane transport
Cellular component (GO): plasma membrane
Molecular function (GO): inward rectifier potassium channel activity
Source: RefSeq, a predicted model, not a curated record
UACCUAGUCUGCACUGUUUCAUUCCCUGGCUUUGGCAAAAUCCUGUAACUAAUUUCAUGUUUUCACAAAGGAGCAAUGUGGAGAAACAGCCAGCAGAUUUACAUCUUCUGAUUAGAAUUAAGCUACAGCUGAGCAGGGAUCACAGGCUACACCACCAGCUGCAGCCCACACUUCUUAGCAGAGCCAUCAGGAGGCCGGGACCUAAUGAGGAGAAGCAGCAGCACUGGAAAAGCUGCAAGAAGACAAGAUUCCCCUUUCUACCUCAACAAACAGGAGUUACACUUGAUAGGAAGAUAGUAUCAGAGAACCAUUUUUUCCUCAACAGCAAUUUCAUACCUUUUCACAUUCAGUUUUUCCAGAGGAAUUUUGGCCUUUUGAACUUGCAAGUAAAACUUUAAGUAAGAUUAAACAAAUCUAAAUAAGAACCUUGAUGACGGAGGGGAGGGGAAAACGCACCCCUUCCACAAGUAGGCAUUUGAGGAUUUCUCCUUGCCUGCUAAGGGUUUGUGUUGGGUAAAGGAAAAUGCUCCUAACAAACCAGCAUUCUUUUCCACUUGAUCAGAGCUAACCAGCCCCCCUGCAGGCAAAGUGACCAAUCGAAUCAGCUUCAGAUGCAAACCAGCCCCCCUGCACUAUAAAUACAGCAACCAGACAUACAAACCCUUUUUUUUUUUUCCAAUUCUUAUUUUUUUGAAAAGGAGAUCUCUACCAAUCACUUGUGGGAAGUUCCCUGCCAGUGCUGGGACCAAUACACCAGUGGUCCCUUCUCCAGAGCCCAGGCACACUCCUUCUGCAUACAAGCAAAUCCUUCAAAGACUGAACAUGAGAACAGAUACGAUAGAGAGCAAUAACACCAAAUCCAGCGCUCCCCUCCUAACCCCAAGAUACCUGAGAAUGGUCACAAAGGAUGGACACAGCACGCUCCAGAUGGAUGGUGCACAAGGACAAGGUCUGGCAUACCUCCGAGAUGCGUGGGGAAUACUAAUGGACAUGCGCUGGAGAUGGAUGAUGCUUGUAUUUUCUGCUUCUUUCGUCAUUCACUGGCUAGUUUUUGCAGUGCUUUGGUAUGUGCUGGCUGAGAUGAACGGGGACCUGGAGCUGGACCACGAUUCUCCACCUGACAACCACACUAUUUGCGUCAAGUACAUCACCAGUUUUACAGCUGCAUUCUCUUUCUCCCUGGAGACACAACUCACCAUUGGUUAUGGUACUAUGUUCCCAAGUGGGGACUGCCCCAGUGCUAUCGCCCUGCUUGCCAUACAGAUGGUCCUAGGGCUCAUGCUGGAAGCCUUCAUCACAGGUGCUUUUGUGGCAAAGAUCGCCCGACCAAAGAACCGCGCCUUCUCCAUCCGCUUCACUCGCUGCGCCAUAGUGACACACACAGAGGGGAAGCCGUACCUGAUGUUUCAGGUGGCUAACACACGCUCCAGCCCACUCACCAGCGUCCAGAUUUCUGCUAUUCUCUACCAAGAACAGGAGAACGGUCAGCUGCACCAGACCAGUAUUGACUUCCACCUAGACAGCAUUACUUUGGACGAGUGCCCUUUUUUCACCUUCCCCCUGACCUACUACCACUCCAUCACCCCAUCCAGCCCACUGGCUGCUCUUCUCCAAAGAGAGGCUGCUCGCCACUUUGAGCUGGUCGUCUUUCUGUCAGCGGUGCAGGAAGGGACAGGAGAAAUGUGUCAGAGGAGGACGUCCUAUCUCCCCUCAGAGAUCAUGCUGUACCAUCGUUUCGCCCCUGUGCUUGCCCACAGUGCCAAAGGUGAAUAUCAGAUCAAGAUGGAGAAUUUUGACAAGACAAUUCCUGAGCUCCCAGCUGCAGCUGAUUCAAUGAAUCCAAGGAGGACUGCCAAGGAGAUCCGCAUCAACGGACAGCAUGUCGACAGCUUCCAGCUCUCUGAGACUGGCCUCACAGAAUAGGCGGGACAGACUUUGGACUUUGUGCCUUUUUUAAUUAUUAUUACACUAAACUCUGAGGUCACAUCGACAGCCUUCCUUCCUUGCCUGCAAUCUUCUAAUAAUUCCUCCUGUUUUCCUCCUUCUCAUUACAACACAAUAUGCAAAGCAAACUGGCGUGCCCAUGUAAGCUUGGCUGAGAGGCUGGAUCGACCACCUAGGACAAAGGCAGGUCCAAGAUUCACAGUACUGCUUCUGGGAAACUAGAAGAACUACCAGCUGAAGUCACUGAUUAAAGUUGUGUGACUCGGAAAGGAGAGACUUCCAAAGCUGAUCAAAAUCCUAACUAACCAGCUUGUGACAAAACUGGACAGCAAAAAUACAAGAGAAAAACCUCACACAAAACCAAUAUGCAGUCAUUCAGUCAAUACAUCAACCCUUGGACAAGCAAUUCAGUUGAUUCAAGACCCUGAUUUUCCAGUUAUUUUCACUCUCUGCGAGAUACUUGGUUAUGUCUGAUUCCAGAGGGAUGAACUUACUCUUGGGAAGUAUUGCCAACCUCUCACAGCAGUGAGAAGUACCCCUGCUGUGCUUGCUUAUUAAGGAGAACUGUAAAUACUAUCUGUAGUUUUUUGUUCCAUCAGAUAUGAGGAGAACUCAUCUCCUCAUCAGUCUAUGAAGACAUUAUCAAGAAAUCUUGAUGUAUAUGGCAAAUACUGACUGGAAAUUUUUUCACAUUUGGAAACACCGAAUAAAUUAUUUAGCAGUGGAAA